Molecule: messenger RNA, 4108 nt
Organism: Lepisosteus oculatus (spotted gar)
Lineage: Eukaryota; Metazoa; Chordata; Actinopteri; Semionotiformes; Lepisosteidae
Gene: cep76
Product: centrosomal protein 76
Biological process (GO): regulation of centriole replication
Cellular component (GO): centriole
Source: RefSeq, a predicted model, not a curated record
GGAGACGAGCCUGACGGUUCAGACUGCUGCUUUCGAAAACCUGGAAAGCGAAAUCAGCCCCCUUUUUUUUUUAGUUUGACCAGUUUCAAUUUAAGUAAGCAGGGGGAGUGUGAAAGUAGUCACGUAAUUAAAUAAGUAACGAUUUGUUCGUUGGGACUUCUAUACAGUAGACGUCCUCUGUGAGCAUGUCUCUUCCACCAGAAAAGGCUUCUGAGCUGAAACAGAUCAUUCACAACCACUUGACAAAGAUCGAUAUCCAUGGGAAGAUCCGGGAUGUCUUGGCUGAGACCGUGCGGGAGGAGCUGGGCUCUGGACAUCACAAUCUCUCGGAAGAGGACUUGAUACGGGGUUUGCAACGAAGGGGGAUCGUCGAUGAUGUCAUGAAGGACCUAAGCUUUGUGCAGGAAUUGCCAAGCAGAGAGGCCAUCUCUACUCCUAAACCCUCAACACAUUUUGUCGACAAGGAGCCAGCACAACUCAAGAAAACCAACAUUGACCCAACGAGAAGGUACCUUUACCUGCAGGUUCUUGGGGGAAAGGCUUUUCUGGAGCAUCUCCAGGAGCCUGAGCCAUUACCUGGGCAGGUGUGCUCCACAUUCACCCUGUACCUGCACUUCAGGAACCAGCGUUUCCGCUCCAAGCCUGUGCCCUGCGCCUGUGAGCCAGAUCUCCAGGAGGGCUUCCUGCUGGAAGUCCACAGAGAGGGUCCAGGUGACGGCAGUAAGAUGGCAGAUGCCACAACAAUGUUGUCUGUUAGUGAUCCCGUUCACAUGGUUCUUAUCAAGACGGACACAUCAAGUGAGACUUUGCUAGUUUCCUCCUAUUUCCUGGAUUGGCGAUCCGUCCUGAGUUCACCGAAUGGAAGAACUACUUUAGCUGUGGAACUCCUGGGAGUGGGCAGUGAGUCCAAAGUGCCAGUUGGUGUCCUUAACAUAAAACUGGAGCUCUACCCACAGCUAACUGAGACCUUGACGCCCGAUAUAAUCAGCACGCAGCAAGCCCUGGAGCGACAGAAAAGCGCAGAGAAAGAGCGUUUAUUCCUUGUCUACGCCAAGCAGUGGUGGAGAGAGUUCCUCCAGAUCCGGCCUUCACACAACACAAAGCUGGUCAAGAUCUUUGCACAGGACGAGAACGGGACGAACCGGCCCGUGUGCUCCUAUGUGCGAGCGCUGCGCGCGGGGCGGCUUCUGGACACCCCGCGGCAGGCGGCGCGCUUCGUCAGCCUGCUGGGCCACGAGAGGGCCCCGGUCAUCGGUGGCGGGGGGAGGCAGGAGCAGUGGUGCACUCUGCUGGCCUUCCUGUGCAGGAGCAAGGGCGACUGCGAGGAUCAUGCCACCCUCCUCUGCAGCCUCCUGCUGGGCUUUGGCCUCGAAGCCUACGUUUGCAUAGGGACCAAGGCUAAGGGAGUGCCCCACGCCUGGGUGAUGACCUGCGGCACCGAAGGAGCCGUUACUUUCUGGGAGAGUCUCACCGGGCACAGGUACGUUCACCAGCCCGUCAACCCCGAUGACCCCCCACUGGCGCGGCCGCCGAAACCCUCCCACCCCUACAAAACCGUCGGCUGCGUUUUCAAUCACAAGGCCUUCCUGGCCAACUGCCAGGGCUCGGACGCCGUGGAGCUGUGCGUCUUCGACUUCCGCAACGAGUCGCGGUGGAAGGCCAUGAGCGAAGACGCCCUCCGGUCCGUGUGCGCCCCGGGGGCCACCACCUCCCUUCCUCCUGCCCCCCCUCUGUGCGCCCCCGUCAUCGACGCCGCCUCCGCAAGCAACGAGAUGGAGCUGCAGAUCAGAUACCUGGUGUCUGAGCACAGGAAGGACCUUGGCCUGACCACGGUGUGGGACGACCACCUGUCUUAUCUGCUCUCGCCCGCCCUGGCGGCUUACGAGCUGGAGCGCGCCGCGGGGGUGUCCUGCGGGAACGAGGAGUUUCAGGACGCCGUGAGGAGGGCUGUGCCUGACGGCCACACCUUCAAGGGAUUCCCAAUACACUUCAUCCACAGGAACACCAGAAGGGCGUUCGCUACUUGUCUAAGGUCCCCGUUUUGUGACGAGAUUGUGUGCUGCCGAGGGGAUCAUGUGAGGAUUGCAGUCCGAGUGAGAGUCUUCACUUACCCUGAAUCUGCUUGUGCUGUUUGGAUUAUGUUUGCCUGCAAGUAUCGUUCAGUACUCUAAUGGUGCUCUCCACUAGGAAUAUUCUGUCCAUCUUGUCUGUUUUGCAGUGUUUUGUCAUUUUUUAAAUAGGACAUCAAAGUAACAGUUUGUUUUAUAGAUUGUAAGAUUCUGUAUUUAUACUGUAUACUUUUAAAAAAUAAAUAUAUAUAUUUUUAUAAGAAAACAGUACAACUUUAAUAUCUUGGAGUGAUAUACUGUAGAAGCUGUUGUACAUUUUGUCUGAUAGUACAAGCUAAGAAUAAUUAUUUGUAGCCAACGAUAUUUUGAUCAUGUUUGCUGGAAUUGUUUACAGAGUGUCACACAAUCACAGCAAGGUUUAGAAAUCACAUUAGCAUGAUUAAACAACCAAGCUUUAUUCAAAUCUGGCAUCCCUGUAGCAGUUAUAAAGGACCCCAAAUUCUUGAUUUAUCUUGGACAUUUUUCUUAAUCCUCAUCCUCACAUCCUCACAAUUAUAACAUAACUUGCACACACAGUAAAAAACACAUAUGGACACAUGCAUAGUUGUAGUUUGUUUUAUUAUGUUGGAAAAAUAGAUUCAUCCCUUUUUUUCUUACUUAGGUUAGCCACAAAUCAGAAGAGAAACCUAAUAUAAAAAUAUUACAAAUUGUCCAGAGCAAUUCAACACCUGUUAAAUGAUCCAUUAAAGUAUUAGUUAUAUGGCCUUGACUCAAAGGAUACUUGUACUGGCCUAGAAUAAAUUAAAAGGGUAUGUUUUUAGCUAGUAUCCUUUUCCGUCCAGUAUUCCCUCUUUAUCAUGAUUCAUUUUAUGUAGCAGUUUAAAAAAAGUGUUCUUACUUCAAUGAAAUCAAGUUUCAAACACUUUAUACUUUGAGGGUCAGAAUUCAGUAGGUGUUCCAGGUCUCUAAGACCUCAAGAGCUGGAGACCUUUGAAAAGUUAAGACGAUGAUGAGCUCAAUUAGGUCAUUAAGAGCAAAGAUGGGGCAACCAAAUAUACCUCAGUACAGCCUAAGAAGAGAUUCUGUCUAGAUUUUAGUAGUCACAAAUACAUUAAGAAAUGCUUAAUCUUGCAUUCAGUGAAUGUGUGCUUGUGGGAAACGUGAUGAAAUGGUCAAAUGUAUGCUUUUCGUGAAUGUAUUUUUGGUUUAAGCCUUUAAUCUUACAGAUUGUUAAGAGAGAACAGCAACACUAAAAUGUUCCCAUGGUAAAUGCUGAAGCCAAGACAAAGAUGAAAAAUGCAGGACAUUACUCUACCUCCUUCCUUUUGAUGUGUUUGUACUGGGAUGGGACAGGACAAGGCGAUGUGUUUGGAGAGUGCUCUGGGCUGACUCCGAUGUAAGUCAUAAUAAAAAAUUAACAAAAAAAAACACCCAGUGACAAAAAAACAGAGCAUUUUCAUGGACGUGUUUUUGCCUUUUGGAUUUUUUAAGAUGGACACGAUUGGAAAGCAGUCAAAAUGUAAUGGGAAAAAAACAGACGAAGAAGGCUGUUUACACAGUCUACCUCAGUUUCUCAAAGCUCUUGAUUUUUUUUUGUGUUUCCUGAGAUCUAGAGGUUUUUGUUUUUUAAGGGAUGGUGUUGAUUUCAGUGUCUGUGCGUUUUGCCCCAUUGGUCCAGUUCGGUUAGUAGCAUAUUCACCUAAACUCUUGAGACAUGCAGUGUGAUUAGUUCACAUUCUGCAGAUUCUGGGUGUGAGUCUUUAAAGGAUCUUUCUGUGCUGAACUCACAUGCUGUGUUCAAGGUUAUAUCCUUGUCUUCCAAUUACAUUGCUUGACCUAUAUAUGCUAAAAGACCUGAAUUGCUAUUUUUGUGUACACUUAAUCAGAGCCUACUAUGAUUUUCUCAUUCAUCAUACUUUUUUCCUCCCUUUUUUGUGCAAACCACUUGCCCUGCUUGUUUUGACAAAGGAUCAAAACAGCGGUUUAAUCUUGUACAGUUUUUAAAAUAUAUGAAUUCUGGAUUAAAUUUUUUAAAUUCA